AGAACAACGAAGGGAGGCAAUACCCCUUUCUUCUUCUUCCACAUACUCGCUGGGCUUAUCACUAACCCUAAUUAUAGAUUUUCGAUUCAAUUAGAUCCUCCAUGGCCAGUGAAUCCACCGACCACUCUCGUCGGAAGCAUCGACGGUCAUCUCUUUCCGAUGAAGAAGUUAAGGAUACAUCAAAGCGCCGUAAGCACCGUCAUCAUCACCGUCGCGACCGUCACCACAGCAAAAAGCACCACGAAGGUGAAUUGAAUCCGGAUAUUGAAACUGAUAAGGCUGAGGCUGAAAUUGAGUACAAAAAGCAGGAACUUGGUGGGGUAGCUAUAGGUCUGGUCAAUGGAUGUUCUAAUUUUGCGAUUGACUACGAUAUGGAGGAAGGAGAGAUCAUUGACGAUAUUUUACCUUCUGCUGCUGGUGUUGACGAUUUGGAUGGUAGAAAUACUGAAUUGGGUUUAGACAGGGAGACAGAAGAUAUUGUAGUCCAAAACCAUCGUCUUCUGGAUCUGAACAAAUCAGAUAUGAAACAUAAUAAGGAUCUAUUAGGUGGACCUAAUUCCAGCACGCCCUCGGAAGAUAAUUUGGAAAAAGUUGAGGUGAAUUCAAUAUCUUCAGGAGUGGACAAUGCAAAAAGGAAAGACAGAGAAUGUGAUGAUUAUAAGAUCCACAAGCAUGUUGGUCAAGACACUAUAUAUAGUGAGGGACAUCAUGCCAAUGGCAACUCUGAUGGAGAACGCCAUAGAGCAGGCCAUACAAGAUAUGAUGGAAAACACUCCCCUAAUAAAGAAAGUAGAAAGCAAAGGAACCACUAUGCUAAUGAAAAUGAUUUCAACCAGAGAAGUUCUGUGACACUUGAGAGUCCUGGGAAGUGGCACACUGAUAAAGAUGGUUUCGAUAAUGAAAGAAUGAGUGGGCAUAAUCGAGACUAUCAAUAUGGAAGAUAUUUAAGGGAAAGGGGAGAGCGCAGUCCUAGUCAUAGUAGAUAUGAUAGCCGAGAGGUAAGGCAUCGUAGCCGUGAGACUAUUGAAAGGUACAGGGAAGCAAGUUUGGAUAUUGACAGGGAUAGAGUCAAAGAGAAGGAUCAUGAAAGGGCAAGAGAAAAUUACAGGGUAAGGGAGCGCGAAAGUGACAGAGAAAGAGCACAUCCUAGAGAGAAGGAGAAGGAAAGGGACAGACAUCGGGAUAAUGACAAUGAUGGGGAGAGAGGGAGGGAAAGGAGGAGAGAUAAGGAUAGGGACAGCCGAGGAGGUAGAAGUCGGGACAGAGAGCGGGAAAGAGACAGUGUCAGAUCUAGCAGGCAAUCUAGAUAUGACGAUUUUGGCAGGAGCCACGGUGAUCGAGAUAGAUAUGGUGCUUCUAGGCAUAUUAGAGAUGAUGAAACUGCCCGUUGCUACAGAAAUCAGUCAGGCAACGCCGAAGAAAACAAAUCUGACAAAUCAAUAAUAGGAAUGGGAAGUGAUAAGUUCAAAAGAGACGAAGAUGAGCAAGAGGAGUAUCAGGAGAAAAUCACGAUGCAACUUGCUGAACAAGAAGAAGAUACUGAAAGGAUUAAGGAGGAGAGUAGACGGCGUAGGCAAGCCAUACUUGAAAAGUACAAGAAUAGGCAGCUACCGAUACAAACUAAGAAUUCUUCAGAAGAAUGUGAUAAGUCCGUUCAGGGCAAUAAUCGUGUGCCAGAAAGUGAUGCUAGAACCGAUGAUACAGACACUUCUGCUGGUGACGCAGAUUUUUCAGUAGGAAAAUCACCUCGCCAGGAUCAUCAUUCUGUGAAUGAGCUGACCUCUGGAGUUGGUGGACUAGGACAUGGUACUCCAAAGAGUGAGAGGUUGCAUGACAUGUUCUGUGAUGAUAUAUUUGGAGAAUCACCUGCAGGAGAUCGUAAGCAAGGUAAAGGAGAUAGUUUAACCAUUGAAAGAAGUGGUCUUCAUGAUAACUGGGAUGAUGCAGAAGGUUACUACAGUUACCGAUUUGGAGAGGUGCUUGAUGGACGAUAUGAGAUCAUUGCUGCUCAUGGAAAAGGAGUCUUUUCUAUGGUUGUCCGUGCGAAAGAUCUAAAGGCUAAAACUGGCGAUCCUGAAGAGGUAGCAAUAAAAAUGAUCCGUAAUAAUGACACAAUGUACAAGGCUGGUAUGGAAGAACUGGUGAUAUUGAAGAAGUUAGUGGGUUCUGAUCCUGAGGAUAGGCGCCAUUGUGUUCGCUUCCUCUCUAGCUUUAAGUACCGGAAUCAUCUCUGCUUAGUUUUUGAAUCUCUUCAUAUGAAUCUUCGAGAGGUUUUGAAGAAGUUUGGUCGUAACAUUGGACUAAAGCUUACUGCUGUGAGGGCGUAUGCAAAGCAGCUAUUUAUUGCUUUGAAACAUUUAAGAAACUGUGGUGUUCUCCACUGUGACAUCAAACCAGAUAAUAUGCUGGUGAAUGAGGCAAAAAAUGUCCUGAAGCUUUGUGAUUUUGGUAAUGCCAUGUUUGCUGGAAAGAAUGAGAUUACUCCAUACCUAGUGAGCCGUUUUUAUCGAUCCCCUGAGAUUAUUUUAGGCCUGACUUAUGACCACCCAAUGGAUAUGUGGUCAGUUGGUUGCUGCUUGUAUGAGCUUUAUACGGGGAAAGUUUUAUUUCCUGGCCAAACAAACAAUGACAUGCUUCGCCUUCAAAUGGAGUUAAAGGGCCCAUUUCCUAAGAAAAUGCUUAGAAAGGGAGCUUUUAUGGAUAAACAUUUUGACCAGGACCUUAAUUUUCUUGCUACAGAAGAGGAUCCCGUGACAAAGAAGGCUGUAAGAAAGAUGAUUGUUAAUGUAAAGCCAAAAGAUAUUGGUACAAUUGUUCUGGGUUCUCCUGGUGAGGACCCAAAGAUGUUCACACACUUUAAAGAUCUUCUCGAGAGAAUAUUUAUGCUUGAUCCAGACAAGAGACUCUCAGUUUCACAAGCACUCAGCCAUCCAUUCAUUACUGGCAAGUGAUCAAUGAUGAUGAUUUUGACUGCAGUCUACAGACAUGCUGUGUUGCCACUAGAUUCUUGUAGAGUUAUGAUGACUAAAUUUGGAUACGCUCUUCUAACCAUGGGCAUUUAUAUUUUUUAUUAUAUACUCUGCUGGUAUAAGUGCUGCGGACACAAGUGCUUGGCUUGAUAGAAGUUGGAAGAGAAUACAUAUGAUUGGGAGAUCCCCUCUCGGCUGUUCUUUCAGUGGAAUAUUUUCUGGUUCUAUUGAUGUCUACCAAGGUUAUGGAAGCGUUCACUUCUUUAGUUGCUUGAAAGGCACCCUGGAGAAGGUAUCUUGGUUUGUUCGUUAGGAACUUAUUAUGAGAAAUUUGCACUUGUCAUCCUUGUCCCCCAUUAAUGCUAACUUGUUUAUUUGUUGACAUCGGUCUUGGACUCAUUAUGCAUUUGAAUUUGGGUCUACUAUCUGCAAAUGGUUUGCUUCGUUGUUGAAUUUACACAUACAGUUCUGAGAGUUGAGGUAGUCGAUAUGGUGACUAGACAUUAAUCUUUCACUUAAGCACUUGUAUUUUUUUGAAUUUUUGGGGUAGUUGGGGAUUUUUUAUGGAAAUCCUUUAACUGAGAUCUGAUAACUCCCAUGAUCUGAUUUAGUAACCAGUGCUUGAAUAGCUGAAUGCAUUGUUUGUCAUUUUUUUGCGUAAAAGAAGUUUGCUAAUGACACUGUAUUGCAUCUGAUCCAUGAUGUGUUCAUGCUGGAGCAUUGUAUAUCUGGAGAUGUUAAGAAGCCUGGGAACUGAAAGUAUUAAAGAGUGAGUUGUCCUUUCAAUUUCUCUGCUGUCCAUUGUUGAGAAGACAUUUUUUUGGCUAAAUGUAGUAUUUUUUAUUGGAUUUUAUCUUGAUAGGGUUGGCUUCAUGGUUCUGCAUUUAUAGUAAGUACCCUUGCUUUUAUUUUUAUUUUUUUGUACUGCAUGGCUGCGUAAGCCCCAAGUUAUUGGUGACUAUAGCUUGUUUCAACCCAAAUCAAGCCAAGAUGUUUCCCACUUUGAGGGGUUAGGUAAGUUCAAGAAGUAUUUUGGUCAUUGAAGCAAAAUGUGGCUUGGGUUUUCAGAAGGUUGAUGUAUUGUGGGUGUAAGCGGAAGCUUACUUUAAGAUUCAAGUUCCAACAGCAUAGAUUUUCGGUUUAUAUUACACAUUUUAAAAUACACUCUGACAGAAACUGGAAGGGUCAAUAGAGAUGGUGAAAUACUGAAAUGUGAUUUGCGGGUGCGUAACAGUACUAGGUUAACUAUUAUAUGUCACGCUCAAAUUGUCAGAUUAAACUUCAUCUUUCGUUUCAUUUUGUUGAAGCUAAUAGUGACCUUUAAUUUUGGCAAGAUCUUUCAAGACGUUACUUAAAAGACUAAGCAUUUGCUAAUAACAUUUUGAAUGAUUUAUGUGUUAUCUGAAAUUGAUAUGUGGAUAUUGGCUACCAUUGGGUCUUGAGUAAUUAAUUUUUAAAUUUACUGAUAACACAAGUCCACCAAAACUACGUAGUUGGAUUUCAUGUGGUGAAGUAAUGAACAAUGGUGCAAUAAUGCCCCAUUGUGGUGAAAUUAACCACAACAAUGCAACAUCCUUCUCUUGUAUAAGUUUGAGGGUCGUCAGUUUGAUUGAAGUUGGAACCUGAAGAAGUGUGCAACGUCAUAAUUGGGGGCUGAAUUUGCUACAUUCUAUCUUUCAUUUUGUUUCAAAUUAUUCGUUGAUGGUUAGUGUCCUAGAAUUGUGGCUUAAACUAAUUAAUUGGUGGCCAGCAGGCCAGGUUUGUAACAAUAAUGAUUUCAAAAAAAAAAGAUCAAACAUCCUUGAACUCGGGUGAAAUUCGAACCUGUGACCUUGACCUUGGUAAUGUGAUGCCAUAGGACACAAUUUCACAAGAAGUUUGAUUUAUUUAUUUUACUGAAAACCUAACUUUUUUUCUCGAGUCAUAAUUUACAAAAAUUUUCUUAGAAUAAACUUUUCUUCACCAGUUGUUUUCGGCCAUCUAAAAAAUGUCAGGUGUGUAUUUCCUAAUGAAAUUUCAAUUGUUUUUUCUUCUAAAUAACUUCCCCAAGCCACUUGGGGAAUGUCCACCCGACCACCCCUAGUUAGGGGUGGACCCGGGCAGGUUCUGGGCCUGGGUCUGGGUGGGCUAUUUUUUGGGAAAGGGUUAUCUGGAAUCGGCCGGAGUAUAAACCGGGUUCAGGUCGGGCCCUGUUCUAUGUUUUUUUGCUUUCUAAUUAAUCCCGACCCCCCUCCCCCAAAACACCCAAAACACCCAAUCCUAACCAAGAAAAACAAAAAAAAUUGAAAAAAAAACUCGGGCCCGUCCCGAUUGGGCCAGUUCAAGGAAAACAUGACCUGAGUCUGGCCCGGCCCAAAUGGGUAAAAGCCCGGGCCCGGUUAGCACCAACCGGGCCGGUCCGGGCCCGCACAGAAGUAUGCUGGGCCGGUUUCGGGCUGGGCCGAACCGGUUGGGUCCAUCCCUACCCCUAGUAAUGACAUUUAACAAAAAUUGUCUAAGCCAUACGCUCUUUAAUUCUUUAUAAUUCCUUUGCCUUAGAAGAUCUAAAUGACACUUGUUAAUAUUUUCAAGACCCCAAUUAGGUAGAAACUUUUCUUUUUGUAUGAUUUAAAAAUAAUAUAUUUUCAUGACUUCUAAUUUUAUGAUAAUGAAUCAUUUUGACUUUAAGAUCAUAUAUCUUGGACAACUUCCAUGACAUUAGGUAGGGGUGGGAUUGGUCCGAUCCGGGUUGGAUUUUUGCUAAACCCGAAAAUUACCCGUAAGGUAUCAGGUUAUGAAAAUUAGGGACCGAAACAAAGCCCAAUACAAACCGCAAAUAAAAUUAAUAAAAACCACAAAUAUUAGUCUUCAAAAUCACCAAGAAUUCAAAUCCAAAGAAGACAAUUAUCAUAAUAUUUUAUUUUAGAUGCAUGAAAAUAAUAAUAUAGGUGUUCUAAAAAUGUUAUGAAAUAAUAUUUAUGGAUAAAAAUGUGACUAAAGUUACUAUAAAUAUGUUUUCAUGGUCAUUAUGGUAAAUAAAUUGAACAUAUUUGUAGUCACUAAAAGUUAUAAAGUCAGUUUUUCGUCCAUCAUGAUUAUAAUCAUAUAUUAGGAAUUAAUUUAUAAAUUAUAUUGGUAUAUUAUAUUGAUUUAAUAUGAAAGCUAAUUGUAUCGGGUUAUUGAUCCGAGCCGGGUUAUAGAUUUUAGGGCCCGUUACUGAGCUCGAAAUUUCGGGUUCGGUCCGUUUUUUAUAUUCAGGUCGGUUAAAAAGAAAAAACCCUGACCGAUAUCAUAAUUCGGGUCAUGCCAGGGCCGGUUUCUGGUUUUCAGUUCGGUUUUUCCCACCCCUAACAUUAGGCAUGUAUAGAGUAUACAAAGUUCAAUGAGAUAAGUGAUACAUGAGAGGUGAACAGUGAAUAAUAUAAACUUGAGGGAAAACUAAUCAACCUUUUGAACUUCAAGGUUGAGUUUACUACACAUGAUCGACUUUUAAGUAGGGAUGACCGGGUUGGACUAGGCCCUGGGCCAGGAUUGGGGCGGGACUGGGUUUUGGGAUGAAGGCCUGGUUUUGGCCUGGGUUUGGUCGGGCUGGUCCACCAAAUUAGCAUCCCGUAGCCCGCCCUGAAAUCCCCCGGUUCGGCCCUCUAUUCUCGGUCUGGGUCGGCUGGUCGGGCCGGUCCCGCAAAGCAUCGGGCUGGGCCGGGUACCAGGUCGGGCCGAACCGGCCUAGUCUAUCCCUACUUUGAAAAGGCCAAAUAGUAAUUUACCCUACUUCCAAUAAGAGCAGUAGAACUGCAAAUUGGUGAAAACGUCCGUAGUUGGUUAAAUAUAGUGUGGAAUUAAAUGUGGUUUAUCUAGUGGCAUGAAAAAAUAGUUCAAAAAAUGUUGACUUUUAAGAAAAUGUUGAAAUACAUGGACGUGUAUAAGAAGUUUUUUUAUAAUAUUUUUUGCCCAAAAUCAUAAUUGAGUAGAAACUAAAAUUAAACACGCAUUUAAUCAUAUAUAACUCUAUAGCAAAUCAUAUUACUCUAUAAAACAUUUGCUAUCGAGUACUUCGUAUAAUCUAUUAAGGAGUGCUUGAAAGUAGGGAUUAAGUAAUUCGUAAUUUGUGUACUUUUGCACUGCACUAAAUGUUUUUGCUCGAAAAUCAUCCUGAAUUUGUGUACAAUCUUUGUAAUCAUGGCUUUGAGUCCAAAAAGAUUGAAACAUUACCCUCGUUAUUCCAUCCGGAAACUCCUUACAAUAUUUGCAUCCAAAAUGCGUCUUUCUUCCUCACCAAUAUAAGUAAAUUUACAUGAUAGAUGAUAUUUGUGAAUAACAGAAUACUAGAGGAAGAAUGUUGUUAAUUUCGUUUUGCACUUUAACAUUAUAGCCUUUUAACAAUAAUUUAUAGUAAUACAUGGAAGAAUAUUCAUCUUGUAUAUAUGAAUAUCAAGAUAUCGAGUGAAAUCAAAUAUGAUUGAGCUAUAGUCUACAAAUUAAAAAUCAAUUGAUCACAUCGUAACUUUAGUUCAUAAGAAUAUAACAACACGAGUUUUGAAAAAUUUAUUUGUUGCUAUCUCAGAUCUGAUCUGAAAUAUUUGGAUAUAAAAAUCAAUAAGGAACAUUAUUAUAAUGGAUCUACAUAUAAUAAAACACAUUAAAUAUUAAAACUUAAAACAAACAUGAAUUAGACUUUGGAACUCAGCUGGAUGGAGAUUCAAAAAGCUUGUGCAGUUAUGUAGAUGAUCAUCGUACUACUCUACUGCCUUGGUGACUUAUGAUCAUCGUGCAAUGUUUUACUUUACUGAAGUCCACAUCUUCAUACAUUGAAACAUGUUUAGAUUUUUAGGACACAUUUUAAUAUUCUAAAACUCACUUGCUGACAUGCAUUUAAAGUUAGCUCCUAUGAUGUGUCUAGUUUUUUUUUUAAAAUCGUUGGACGCACGUUUUCCCGUUUAAAACGCACCGACAUUGUUGUUCGUUUAAAAUGCGUUUUUUGAUAAAAAAGUAAUAUGCGUUUCAAACGGCAAAAAGCUAACUGGCCUUUAAAUAGUGCGUCUCUGCACCCCUCCGGAAUGCCUUAGUCGGAUGAUGACUCCGACAUUCAGGACGAUCUCGAUUUUUUAUGGGAUCUUGAUAAUAGUGGGAUAGCAGACCUCCAAUCUUGUGCCAAUGACAGCGACUUUGCUAAAACAUACAAUCGAAUCGGUGAAGAUUGUUUGGUGGAAGUGUGGAACCUUAGCUGCUACUGAUGUUUUGAGUGGUCAGCUUCAUAUUUGUACUACUUUAACACUAAACAAGAGAUUAUAUGUAAGUUUAUGUUUGAGGUGCAAGGUGAUGUACUCUUUACUGCAUGCCUUACAAUUUUAUCUACUGACUUGACCUUUUC
Messenger RNA from Cuscuta europaea, 8319 nucleotides. Lineage: Eukaryota; Viridiplantae; Streptophyta; Magnoliopsida; Solanales; Convolvulaceae. The record is from the annotation of a GenBank genome assembly.